CCCAGGCGGAUGUUCCCUCCCUGCCAGGUCUCCGUCUCCGGACUCCGGGCAGACUCGAAGUACUUGAUGCUGAUCGACUUUAUCCCGGUGGAUUCCUUCCGUUACAAGUGGCAGGAUCAGCAGUGGGAAGCCAGCGGGAAAGCCGAGCCCCACCUCCCAGACCGUGUGUACAUCCACCCGGAUUCUCCGGCUCCCGGAUCCCACUGGAUGAGGCAGACGGUCUCCUUUCACAGGCUGAAGCUGACAAACAACACACUAGACCAGCAUGGGCAUAUUAUCCUCCACUCGAUGCACAGGUAUCAGCUUCGGCUGCACGUGGUCCAGGCCAGAGACGUGUUCUCCCCGACCUGGAGCGCCUGCUCCUCAUUCACCUUCCCCGAGACCCAGUUCAUGGGGGUCACCGCCUACCAAAACCAGAAG
This is a messenger RNA of Chiloscyllium plagiosum (whitespotted bambooshark), 420 nucleotides long. Lineage: Eukaryota; Metazoa; Chordata; Chondrichthyes; Orectolobiformes; Hemiscylliidae. The record is from RefSeq and is a predicted model, not a curated record.